UUUAUUUUUUUUUCCCUUAUAAAUACACGCAAUUAUGUUAGAACUCACAGCAGAUUGCUUGUGGCCACCGGUUGGUUCUUCAGAAAUGAAGAUAUCAGAUGGAGUUCUCGUCUUCCUGCUCUUCUCUCUGUUCGCUGCAAUGGCAGCAUCAGCCAUGGAAGUGGCAGCUGAGGAUCUUGGAGUCAGCUUGGCUGGAACAAAGCAGCAGAAACACAAGCACUCUGGAUUUUCACAAGCAGAGUGCCCAGGUGCUUGUCAGUUCAGAUGCUCCAAGACUGCGUAUAAGAAGCCUUGCUUGCUCUUUUGUCAGAAGUGUUGCUACAAGUGCAAGUGUGUUCCCCCAGGGACCUAUGCACGCAAGGAGGCGUGCCCAUGUUACAAUAACUGGAAGACCAAGAGAGGGGGGCCUAAGUGCCCUUGAAGACUCAAUUUCAAGUUUUAAGAGCUCCCUCACUUGGUUAUCAGAGACAAACUCAAUAUUAUUGUGCCUCUAUUUGUUAUUUAACAUCAACUGAUGGAUUUGUUCUAAUGCAAAUGCUGCUCGCAUAUCCUAUUGGCUCAAA
Molecule: messenger RNA, 563 nt
Organism: Zingiber officinale
Lineage: Eukaryota; Viridiplantae; Streptophyta; Magnoliopsida; Zingiberales; Zingiberaceae
Product: gibberellin-regulated protein 12-like
Exons: 4
Coding region: 35-421 (128 amino acids)
Source: RefSeq, a predicted model, not a curated record